Gaeumannomyces tritici R3-111a-1 is the source of this 3266-nucleotide messenger RNA. Its product is annotated as DNA replication licensing factor mcm3. The record is from RefSeq and is a predicted model, not a curated record. Gene Ontology annotation, cellular component: nucleus; MCM complex. Lineage: Eukaryota; Fungi; Ascomycota; Sordariomycetes; Magnaporthales; Magnaporthaceae. Gene Ontology annotation, molecular function: single-stranded DNA binding; single-stranded DNA helicase activity; ATP binding. Gene Ontology annotation, biological process: DNA strand elongation involved in DNA replication; mitotic DNA replication initiation; DNA replication. Bases 142 to 2847 code for a protein of 901 amino acids. The transcript has 3 exons.
UGCCACCCAAUUCGCUCGCAUCACCACGGCUAUGCCAGCCCUUCGCCUCGCAUCACUGCGGACAUAUCGACCCCUCUUUCGACCUGCUCGCCGCACUCCCAGACGGCGACAGCACCCUCCCGGGAGUGACGUUUUGACACCAUGGAUGCCUUCAGUCAGCGCGACGAGGCCGCGCUAAAUCGCGUGCGCCUGGCCGAAGAGUUUCUUGACCCUCACGACCAGAAUGCCCGAAGCUACAGGCCCGACAUCGUCUUGAUGUUGCAGAAGAACCAGAGGCGUUUGGUGGUCAACAUCGACCAUGUCCGCGACCACAAUUCCGAGAUAUCAGAGGGCCUGCUCAUGGACCCGCUUGAGUACUCUCUGGCCUUCAACCAUGCGCUCAAGCAGAUCGUGAAGACGGUCCCGAACGCAAAGCCAGACCAGAUCGACGACGAGGUUCAAUACUACUGCGCCUGGGCCGGCAGCUUUGGGCUGCACGCAUGCAACCCCAGGACCCUGUCGUCCAGCCUACUCAACCGCAUGGUCUCGAUCGAGGGCAUCGUCACCAGGUGCUCGCUGAUCCGGCCAAAGGUGGUCAAGAGCGUGCACUACAACGAGGUGAAGGACAAGUUUCACUUUCGGGAAUACCGCGACCAGACCAUGACCAACGGCGUCACCACAUCGAGCGUCUACCCGCACGAGGACGAGGAGGGAAACCCCCUGAUGACCGAGUACGGCUUUUGCACCUACAGGGAUCACCAGACCAUCUCGAUCCAGGAGAUGCCCGAGCGUGCCCCUGCUGGCCAGCUCCCCCGCGGCGUCGAUGUGAUCCUCGACGACGACCUGGUAGACAAGGUCAAGCCGGGCGACCGUAUCCAACUGGUUGGCAUCUUCAGGACUAUGGGCAACCGGAACACGAACCACAACAGCGCACUCUUCAAGACGUUGAUUCUCGCCAACAACGUCGUGCUGCUGUCAUCAAAAGCCAGCGGCGGCGUGGCCACGGCCACCAUUACUGACACCGACCUGCGCAACAUCAACAAGAUCUCUAAAAAGAAGAAUCUGUUUGAGCUGUUGUCGCAGUCGCUGGCGCCCAGCAUCUACGGCCACGACCACAUCAAAAAGGCCAUCCUUCUGAUGCUUCUGGGCGGCGUGGAGAAGAACCUCGAGAACGGCACCCAUCUCAGGGGUGAUAUCAACAUCCUGAUGGUUGGCGACCCGUCAACAGCCAAGUCUCAGCUGCUACGCUUCGUUUUGAACACGGCACCCCUGGCCAUUGCGACGACGGGCCGAGGAUCUUCGGGCGUCGGUCUGACGGCGGCCGUGACUUCGGACAAGGAGACGGGAGAGAGGAGGCUAGAGGCCGGAGCCAUGGUCAUGGCAGAUCGCGGAGUGGUCUGUAUCGACGAGUUUGACAAGAUGUCCGACAUCGACCGAGUCGCCAUCCACGAAGUCAUGGAGCAGCAGACCGUCACCAUCGCCAAGGCUGGUAUCCACACGUCGCUCAACGCACGAUGCAGUGUUAUCGCGGCCGCGAACCCCGUCUAUGGCCAGUAUGAUCCGCACAAGGACCCGCACAAGAACAUUGCGCUCCCGGACUCGCUGCUCUCUCGUUUCGAUCUGCUGUUUGUUGUAACGGACGACAUCGAGGACACGCGCGACAGGCAGGUGUCGGAACACGUCCUCCGCAUGCACCGCUACCGGCAGCCCGGCACCGAGGAGGGGGCGCCGGUCCGCGAGAACACGGGCCAAUCCCUCGGCGUGGGGAUGCAGAGUCAGUCGGCCGACUCUCAAAAGCCAACCGAGGUGUUUGAGAAGUUCGACUCCAUGUUGCACGCAGGCGUUACUGUGACGUCGGGUCGCGGCGCCAACAAGCGGCCCGAGGUUCUCAGCAUCCCCUUCAUGAAGAAGUACAUCCAGUACGCCAAGACGCGCAUCCGGCCUGUUCUGACCCAGGAGGCGUCUGACCGCAUCGCCGACAUCUACGUCGGCCUGCGCAACGACGAGGUCGAGGGCAACCAGCGGCGCACCAGCCCCAUGACGGUGCGUACGCUCGAAACCAUCAUCCGUCUGGCCACGGCCCAUGCGAGGUCACGGCUUUCCAACCGGGUCGAGGAGCGCGACGCGGCAGCCGCCCAGUCGAUCCUGCGCUUUGCGCUCUUCAAGGAGCUUCUCGAGGAUGAGUCACGCAAGAAGCGGCGCAAGACGCAGACGGUCGAUUUUGCAUCCUCGAGCGAGGAAGGCAGCGGUGAUGACGACGAUGACGACGGAAACUUCCGUAGCACCGCCCGUCCCAGCGGCGUUCCGUCUACCCGCGGUACCGCCAGACCUCGCCGAACAGCCGCCAACGGCAGUUCACGACGCAACGGAGAGAGCAGCCCAGGGGUCCCAGCCGAUGGCGAAGAGUUGGAGGAGGAGGAAGAGGAAGAGGCCCCGCCGCGCAGGACACCCCGGAACGGGCGCAAGGCGGCGGCGGCGGCGGCGGCAGGGAGCUCGUCGCAGGUCUCGUACGCCUCGUCCAUGCCGGCAUCCCAGCUGGAGACGCAGGAGGACGACGAGGACGCGGACGGCGCCGCCGACGAGCUCGCCAGUGGGGCGGCGGCCCUAAGCAUCGCACCGGCGGAGGGGCCGGCCAUCACAGCGCCGCGACUCAACGCCUUCAGGCAGACGCUCGGCCAGCUACAGUCGACGGGCCUCUUUGAGGAUGAUGAGGCCGACGUGGACGCCGUGAUCGCGGCCGUGAACGCUAAGAUGGGCUCCCGAAAUGGCGGGGCGUUCGACAAGGAGGAGGGCAUCAAGGCCUUGCGCAAGAUGAACGAGGCCAACCAGAUUAUGUACACCGAGGGAGAGACUGUUUACCGGAUUUAAGCUCGUGGGCAGUGACUUUGGGGAAGCUACGAUUACGGAUGCAUGGAUACAUGAUGGAUGGCAGUAAACGAAUGUGUCUGGCUCUUGGUGGGCGUUUAAUGGGAAGGCGGUGUUUUGGGCUGCCGAGCCCGGAUCUUUUGUAGAUAAUACCCAGCUGGCAGACGUGACAAGGAGAAAUGUUGUAUGCUAACCAUGUAUCGUCUGUUGACAUGGCUUGGUUUUAUAUUGGCAUUUAGCAUGCGUGUCUUGUCGUCUAUCUUCUAGCGCCACGCAGUCCCAUCGCGCCCCAACUCCAGACCCGGCUCACAACGUUAUGACGGCCAAAAGAACAAAAUGCAGGAAAACAAAACAUGACAAACUUUUUACUCGAGACAAAGGCAUUUUGAACAAAAAAAAAACAGACAACAAAAUUCAAAGAA